UGCCAGGGUAGGGCGCCCCUCACUUAGCGGCCAAGAGCAGCGGGGCCAUGCUUCGGGGGGCGCUGCGGUUCGGCUUGGGCCCGGGCCUCUUGGGCCGGGGGCUAGGCACACACAGAGGAGGCUCUACUCUGGACUGGGAUGGAAAGGUGUCGGAGAUUAAGAAGAAGAUCCAGUCCAUCCUUCCUGGAGGGGCCUGGAGUCCACUGUGUGACACCAGCCACCUGCCCCCUGAACACUCCGAUGUGGUGAUUGUUGGCGGUGGGGUGGUCGGCCUGUCCGUAGCCUAUUGGCUGAAGAGGUUGGAGAAGCAGCAAGGUGGCCCAGGUUCCAUCCCUGGUCGGGGAACUAAGAUCCCGCAAGCAGCAGCGCGGCCAAAAAAAAAUUACCUUUGGUAUUCCCAGGCCUCCACCGUGCUUUCUGUGGGUGGGAUUCGCCAGCAGUUCUCGUUGCCUGAGAACAUCCAGCUCUCCCUCUUUUCGGUCGAAUUUCUCCGGAACAUCAAUGAGUACCUGGCCGUGGUCGAUGACCCUCCCCUGGACCUCCAGUUCAACCCCUCUGGUUACCUCUUUCUGGCUUCAGAGGAGGGGGCUACGAUCAUGGAAAACAACGUGAAAGUGCAGAGGCAAGAAGGAGCCAAAGUUUGUCUGAUGUCUCCGGAGCAGCUUCGGAAGAAGUUUCCCUGGAUAAACACAGAGGGAGUGGCUUUGGCAUCUUAUGGGUUGGAGAACGAAGGUUGGUUUGACCCCUGGUGUCUGCUCCAGGGGCUUCGGCGAAAGGUCCAGUCCAUGGGGGUCCUUUUCUGCCACGGAGAGGUGACACGUUUCGUCUCUUCAUCUAACCACAUGGAGACCGCCAGUGGGGAGAAGGUGACUUUGAAAAGGAUCCAUGAAGUCCAUGUGAAGGUGGACCAUAGCCAGGAGUACCAGCCCGUGGAAUGCGCCAUAGUGGUCAAUGCAGCGGGGGCCUGGUCUGGGCGAAUCGCAGAGCUGGCUGGCAUUGGGAAGGGGCCGCCUGGCACCCUGCAGGGCACCAAGCUGCCUGUGGAGCCGAGGAAAAGGUAUGUGUACUUGUGGCACUGCCCCCAGGGACCAGGCCUGGAGGCUCCGCUUGUCGCAGACCCCAGCGGAGCCUAUUUCCGCCGGGAAGGAUUAGGCAACAACUACCUGGGCGGCUGUAGCCCCUCUGAGGAGGAGGAACCAGACCCAGGGAACCUGGAAGUGGACCAUGCUUUCUUCCAGGAGAAGGUGUGGCCCCGUCUGGCCCGGAGGGUGCCAGCUUUUGAGGCUCUGAAGGUUCGGCGCGCUUGGGCCGGCUACUACGACUACAACACCUUUGACCAGAAUGGCGUGGUGGGCCCUCACCCCCUCGUCAUCAACAUGUACUUUGCGACAGGCUUCAGCGGCCACGGGCUCCAGCAGGCCCCCGCCGUGGGGCGGGCUGUGGCAGAGGUGAUGCUGGAGGGCCGCUUCCAGACCAUCAACCUGAGCCCCUUCCUCUUCAGCCGCUUUUACUUGGGAGAGAAGGCCCAAGAGCGCUGUAUCAUCUGAGCCUGUGAGCUCUUCGCUGGGCCCCGACGCCCCAUCUGUCACCCUGGGCUCCGACCCUGGCCCACGUUCACACCGCCUCACUGCUUGAUUGCUCCCCAGCACCAUGCCAGGGUCUCCUCCGCCCCCCUCUCGCCCAGGCCAUCCCCCCCCCGUAUGGCUGGGCAGGCGGGCCGACCACUGCCUAAGGCCCAGGCUGACAGAGAACGAUGGGGCGGGACCCCAGGACUGAUCAUGGCCCAGGCUGAUGCCACCCACCAGGAGCCCAGCCGGACAGAACACCUCAGGAGACCUGAGCACCGUGGCCCAGGACUGGCUCCUUCGUGGGACCGACCCAGAAAGACUGCCUCUGCCCACCUUUCGGCAGAGCCCAGGCAGGGAGCAUUCUGGGGCAGCCUGGCCCAGGUCUAUGGACUUGUCUAUUUACCGUAUUCAUCGAUCAAUAAAUGUGAUUAACGCCUUC
Balaenoptera acutorostrata (minke whale) is the source of this 2007-nucleotide messenger RNA. It is a transcript of the gene FOXRED1, whose product is annotated as FAD dependent oxidoreductase domain containing 1. Lineage: Eukaryota; Metazoa; Chordata; Mammalia; Artiodactyla; Balaenopteridae. The record is from RefSeq and is a predicted model, not a curated record. Gene Ontology annotation, cellular component: cytoplasm. The coding region runs from base 48 to 1547 and encodes 499 amino acids. The transcript has 12 exons. Gene Ontology annotation, molecular function: oxidoreductase activity.